This is a messenger RNA of Leishmania braziliensis MHOM/BR/75/M2904, 1764 nucleotides long. RefSeq lists its product as hypothetical. The record is from RefSeq and is a predicted model, not a curated record. Bases 1 to 1764 code for a protein of 587 amino acids. The transcript has a single exon. NCBI's taxonomy places the organism in Eukaryota, Euglenozoa, Kinetoplastea, Trypanosomatida, Trypanosomatidae.
AUGAGCUCAGAGUUUUUAGGUUUGCCCGCUACAGAGGAUGAGUCGGAUUCACGCGUGUCAGGGUACUUCCGCGAGGGAUUAGAGAAAGAGUUACGUGAUGGCUUCCGCAAACAGCAGCAGCGAGUCAACAAGGAUCGCCAGGUGGAGCAGCUGGCACUCGCCAAAGGUUUGGGCGAGGAGGCUGUCACGUCUCUGAAAGAGGGCUCCUAUAUCCCGCAUAAGGUACUACCACCCCUCAAGCCAGAGGAGAAGAGAUUCUUUGAGCGCAUCGACUUCAGGAAGUGGCAUCAACAUACUGACCAGAAGCUGGAAGAUGCUGCCGAUCUUCUUCUACCGAUGGUUGGCGAGUGCUCUGCGGCGCAGCAACCUAUACAGGUUCAGGAGCAUCAAACAGCUACAGGGACGGACGUCGAGGAUCCUAACAAUACAUCCCUCUCCACCACUCCCUCGUCGUUAGUAGCACUCAAGGCGGACUCUGGGGAAGAUGCCCAGUGCUUUCUACGGAAGCUGCGCUUCACAUCACGGGCCACGGCCUCUUUGUGCGAUGCCCGUGCUGAGGUGGAGGACAACAUCCAAGCAGUAGAGGAGGCGUUGUUACAGCAAAGCGCGCCGCUUUCGUUUUCGGAGCUGCUUGAUACAGCAGCCUCUCUGCUGGCCGCGAUGGAGCGUGGUAAGCUCACGGAAAACCUCGAGGUGCCGCGCGGUGUGGAGGUGAGGACGGAGAGCGACGAACGCAUGCCGAGAACCCCUGUGGACUCUGCGGAAACGCUGUUGCCGGCAAGCAGCCCAACAACCCGUCUGCUGCACGGCGCAGUGGAGGUGGAGGAGUACGCUCGCCAGCAUCUUCUACCCAAAGCGUACCAGGUAGUCGCCGUCGCCCACACCGCGGAGUGGAUACUGCAGUACACGAUGGUCUACUUGCGCACGACCAUGGCAGUGAAUAAAGACGAGGCGUUCACUCGCUUGACUCUGUUGGCGCGCUGUGUGCGGCUGCUCGGCGGCAUAGAAAACUUUUCCUCCGUCCUCCUCUCCCUGGAAACCAAGUGCGAGGAGUACGCAGGCGUUGUUGCACUGAAGGACACGGCAGAAUGUCACCUCGAAACACUUCUGGACGAGGUGGAGAGUGCGCUAGACGCCGUUUUGCGUGCCCCCUUUCCGUCUCGUCGCACACGUCUUCUACAGGUUGAGCGAGGGGUCUCGAAGCAGCUGCACCGUGCUCUGCUUCUGCUCAACGAAAUAGACCAUAGCUGGACGCCUCAUGUGCACUUUCACUGGGCGUGGAAGGUUCAGCUGCUCACCACGUCAUUUCAUCGUAUACACGGGCCUAUUUCACAGAAGUACAUGCAAUGCAGCAUGGGUUUUAUCGACAACUCUCUCUACGAGAAGGUGGCCGACACACGAAUUACCGGUCGCUACAUGGGUGCCUCGCCGAUUCAGCCCAAAGUGCCGCGCGCGCAGCAGGUGGAGUACGAAAAAAUCUCGGAGGGCCUCACGCUUCAGCAAAUUGGUAUGUCAGUCAAAGGUUUGGCUAGUCUUAUAGUUGGCAAGCAGCUAUGCAUGGGGGCGCGCUACAUUCUUCGCCAGUCGACGAAGGACUUCGACUCCGUAUGGGGCUUUCGCAUGGACGAAGUCAACACUUCGACGACGGAAGAGGAGCUUUGCGAAACGGUAACGAAGAUGGCAGCACAUGCCAAGCAGCAGUUCACUGCCCGGAUGAGUCGCAAAAAAAUGCCUCCCUCCUCGACUUUUCUCACCGCAAUGUAG